Messenger RNA from Diutina rugosa, 591 nucleotides. RefSeq lists its product as uncharacterized. The transcript has a single exon. Gene Ontology annotation, biological process: nucleolar large rRNA transcription by RNA polymerase I; transcription initiation at RNA polymerase I promoter. The record is from RefSeq and is a predicted model, not a curated record. Gene Ontology annotation, molecular function: RNA polymerase I cis-regulatory region sequence-specific DNA binding. Lineage: Eukaryota; Fungi; Ascomycota; Pichiomycetes; Serinales; Debaryomycetaceae. Gene Ontology annotation, cellular component: nucleus; RNA polymerase I upstream activating factor complex. The coding region runs from base 1 to 591 and encodes 196 amino acids.
AUGUUCAAAAGACGAAAAGACGCUAACGAACGCGAGCGUCUUGCUGAAAUUGAACGGAAAGAUGCCAUCUUGGCUGCCAGGUUAGCUCAAGGACCUUUCAGGAGAAGACCCAAGAAAGAGGUUGAUGGACGGAAGCUCGGUUUGAACGCUCAGAAACUAAAUUUGCUGCAACAAGUGGUUGAUGUCAUCGGUAUGAACCAUGUGACUCGCCCUGAAUUGGUGAAGCAAUUGUGGGUGUAUAUCAAAGCCCACGACUUGCAGAAUCCCGAAGACAGACGAACCAUCAUGUGUGACGAAAAACUUGAGCGGAUUUUCAAGCGGAAAAAGGUGGGGAUGUUCGAGAUGAACAAGUUACUCUCGGAUCACAUCUUCAAACCAGGCGAAAUGACCUAUACUCAAACAGAGGGGACCUCGACGACCAAUGGCGAAUCAGCUGGUGCAGGGCGGCAAGAAUCUCCCGCGCUCCAGCUGCCUACUAGCGACGACUUUGACCUCAGCGGCUCCGAGGAACCGCCGACAAAACGAGCUAAGCAGGUAAACGGCCAGACCGCCGUCCCUGCCAACGACUCGUCGGAGUCCGAGGCCGAAUGA